UUUAUAACUCACGCGUGACGGACACAACUAUUUGAAAGAGCCCAUCCUCUGUUGAGAUCUACAUCGCCCGCCCUUUCGAUCUCUAGCGCCAUGGCGUUGUGGACAUCUUAUUCCUUCCGAAUUCUGACGUUCGCUGCUACUCUUCUGCUUCUUCUUCAUGGUGCUCACUGCUUCUAUCUCCCUGGCGUCGCUCCGCAGGAUUUUCAGAAGGGAGAUACAUUGCAAGUCAAAGUGAACAAGUUGACAUCGACAAAGACUCAGCUGCCUUACUCAUAUUAUUCGCUCCCUUAUUGUAACCCUGGAAAAAUAGUUGAUAGUGCAGAAAAUCUUGGUGAAGUGCUUCGUGGUGACCGCAUUGAAAAUUCUCUAUACGUGUUCAAAAUGCGUGAGCCACAAAUGUGCAAUGUUGUGUGUAAGCUUAAACUUGAUGCCAAAACUGCAAAGGAGUUUAAAGAGAAGAUUGAUGAUGAGUACCGUGUGAACAUGAUCCUUGAUAACCUUCCUCUUGUUGUUCCUCUAAAGCGGAUGGAUCAGGAUUCUACUGUUUAUCAGCUUGGUUUCCAUGUUGGGCUUAAGGGGCAAUAUAGUGGGAGCAAAGAGCAGAAGUACUUUAUCCACAAUCAUUUGUCGUUUAUUGUCAAGUACCAUAAAGACGAUGUAACUGAAUCGGCCAGAAUUGUGGGUUUCGAGGUUAAGCCGUUCAGUGUUAAACAUGAAUACGAAGGGAAAUGGGAUGACAAGACCCGAUUGACAACAUGUGACCCUCAUACUAAACAUGCAGUUGUUAAUUCCAACGCUCCUCAAGAGGUUGAAGAGAAUAAUGAGAUAAUAUUCACGUAUGAUGUUGAGUUCCAGCCCAGUGACGUGAAGUGGGCUUCAAGAUGGGAUGCUUAUUUGCUGAUGAGUGAUGACCAGAUUCACUGGUUCUCAAUUGUAAACUCAUUGAUGAUUGUUCUCUUCCUCUCGGGCAUGGUGGCAAUGAUAAUGCUGCGGACACUUUACCGUGAUAUCUCGAAGUACAAUGAGCUUGAGACGCAAGAAGAAGCCCAAGAAGAGACUGGUUGGAAGCUUGUCCAUGGAGAUGUCUUUAGGCCCCCUAACAACUCGGACUUGCUGUGUGUUUAUGCUGGAACCGGCGUUCAGUUUUUCGGAAUGAUUCUAGUCACCAUGAUGUUUGCCAUCCUCGGGUUCCUUUCUCCUUCAAACCGAGGUGGGCUAAUGACAGCCAUGCUCUUGCUUUGGGUCUUCAUGGGACUUUUUGCUGGGUACUCCUCUGCCCGCUUAUAUAAAAUGUUUAAAGGAACCGAGUGGAAGAGAAUCGCCUUCCGGACUGCAGUCAUGUUUCCUGCAAUCGUCUCUUCCAUUUUCUUUGUACUAAAUGCUCUCAUAUGGGGCGAGAAAUCAUCUGGAGCUGUGCCUUUUGGUACUAUGUUUGCACUGAUCUUUUUAUGGUUUGGGAUCUCGGUUCCACUGGUUUUUGUGGGUGGCUAUGUUGGAUUCAAGAAGCCUGCAAUUGAGAAUCCCGUGAAGACUAACAAAAUCCCGAGGCAGAUCCCCGAGCAGGCCUGGUACAUGAACCCGGUUUUCUCAGUUCUGAUUGGGGGAAUACUCCCAUUUGGAGCUGUCUUCAUCGAGCUUUUCUUCAUCCUCACCUCAAUUUGGUUGAAUCAGUUCUAUUACAUCUUCGGUUUCCUCUUUUUGGUCUUCGUCAUCCUGGUCAUCACUUGUGCAGAGAUAACCAUCGUGCUCUGCUAUUUCCAGUUGUGCAGUGAGGAUUACUUGUGGUGGUGGCGGUCAUACCUCACGUCCGGCUCUUCUGCACUUUACCUAUUCCUUUACGCGGCAUUCUACUUCUUCACCAAGCUUGAAAUCACAAAGAUGGUAUCUGGAAUCUUGUACUUCGGGUACAUGCUUAUAGCUUCGUAUGCAUUUUUUGUGCUGACUGGUACCAUCGGAUUCUAUGCAUGCUUCUGGUUCACAAGGCUCAUCUACUCGUCGGUGAAAAUUGAUUAAGUGUUAUAGUAAUUAGUUGUUCAUUUUUUUUCCGAUACAAGUAAUUAGUAGUUCUUCUGAUUCAUCUUGUAUGCUUGUUGAAGGACGAAGAAAAUUUGUGCUAGGUUUUGAAAUUCGGGCAUUACAUGUCAUGUUCAGAUGUAACCUAUUCUAUACAAUUUUGAAUUGCAUGACACCGUGAUUCUUUCGUCUCAGUACAUUGAAUGAAA
This is a messenger RNA of Neltuma alba, 2222 nucleotides long. Its product is annotated as transmembrane 9 superfamily member 8. The coding region runs from base 91 to 2013 and encodes 640 amino acids. The record is from RefSeq and is a predicted model, not a curated record. The transcript is spliced from 7 exons. Gene Ontology annotation, biological process: protein localization to membrane. NCBI's taxonomy places the organism in Eukaryota, Viridiplantae, Streptophyta, Magnoliopsida, Fabales, Fabaceae. Gene Ontology annotation, cellular component: membrane.